AUUGGAGGUUAAUGGACGUGAUUUAUCAGGGCAUCAGGGGUGUUCAGCGGAUCCACGUGAUUAAUCAGUAGCUUCCCAGCCUCUGGCAUCUCGCGCUAACCCUGGGUGAAUGAUGUAAGAUCAGACGUACUCUGCAUAGAAAAGUAAAGGCAGACUCUCAGUUCUCUCCAUCUGUACACCCCCCUCUCCUUCUCUUCUUCCUCCUCCUCUGGCACCUAACGCCUCCCUCCUGCCUAUCUCUCCUCAUUCUCUCCCUCUCUCUUACUGUCUUCUUCGCUCAUACGCCGAGCAAUCCAGCUGAAACCGGGAAAGGAGUGCUGGCUCAUUUAAGCAGACGAAUUUCAACUGACACCACGGCACGAGACUCGAGGCAGGGUCCGGACUUGCCUGAAAGAAGUGCAGCGGCAGGAGACUUCAUUCUGCAACAAUGUCCGAAUUUAUCCUCGCCUUUUUGACCAUAUCGGGAUUAUUUCCAAUCGCCAAAGUGCUCACGGCCGUCGGAGGAGAGCCAGAACCCCCUCUCUGCGAUGCGGGGGAAUUCCGUUGUCAUGACCGCCUGACUUGUGUCUCAUCGGAUUGGCUCUGUGACGGAGAGCUAGAUUGCCCCGACGGGUCGGACGAAAUGCUGGUCCGAUGUACAGGGGAGGUGCUGGCGGAAUGCCCCCUCAACCACCUGCAGUGCGUGGGGACGAGAAAGUGCAUUCACUUCCACAAGCUGUGCAACGGGGUGAAGGACUGCGAGGACGGCUACGACGAAGGGGUGCACUGCCGUGAGCUGCUGCCGGAGUGCCUGGAGCUGCGGUGCCAGUACGGCUGCAUCAUGACCCGGAACGGCACCUUCUGCUUCUGCGCCGACGGCUUCCAGGUGGAGAAGGACGGGCUGAGCUGCGCAGACUACGACGAGUGUGGCGUGUACGGGACCUGCAGCCAGACCUGCGCGAACACGUACGGGUCGUACAGGUGCAGCUGCGCGGACGGGUACGCCCUGCAUUCUGACUCACGGUCCUGCAAAGCCAAAAUCGGGCCGGGUGAGAGGCCUCCCGUCCUCAUCGUGGGGAACUCGGAGCACAUCGCCGUGGCCCACCUGAACGGAUCCGCCCCGCCCGGCCCGAAGCCCCUGGACUCGCCCGGGGUUCUCACUCUGGACUUCAGCUACAAGGAGGAGUCGGUCUGCUGGGUGGCGUCCGCCGGCCAGCUGUGGUGCGCCAAAAUGGAGAAGCUGAGGGCGUAUUCAGAGGUUCGGCAAAUCAGAACGGAGAGGAGCCUGCAGCAUGUGGAGCAGAUGGCCAUAGACUGGCUCACGGGAAACUUCUACUUUGUGGAUCGAAUCAAUGACCAAAUAUUUGUGUGCAAUCGCGGGGAAGACACGUGCGUUACAAUCAUCGAUCUCGACCUUCACAACCCAAAAGGGAUAGCUGUGGAUCCAUUGAUGGGUAAGCUUUUCUUCACGGACUUCGGGAGCGUGGGCAAAGUGGAGGGGUGCAAUAUGGACGGCACCAACCGAACCCGCGUCGUGGAUCACAAGACGGAGCAGCCCACGGCUCUGGCCCUGGACCUGGUGAAGAAGCUGGUGUACUGGGCGGACGUCUACCUGGACUACAUCGAGGUGGUGGAUUACAACGGGAAGAACAGGCACAGCGUUAUUCAGGGGAGUUCUGUGUCAUACCUCCGCGGAUUAACGGUCUUUGAAGAUUACUUGUUUGUGACACACGCCGAACCCACCAAAGGAUCCAAAGUGGACAUUUUACAGAUAAAUCGCUUUAACAGCACGGACCGGCAGACAAUUACCAGCAUGGGGAGUUCCAGAGAAAUACGCGUUUACCACAAACUGACCCAGCCAACAGUCCGGAGCCACGCCUGCGACGCCGACGCCUUCGGGAAGGCGGGAGGGUGCGCGCACAUCUGUCUGCUGAGCGGCAGCUACAAAUCCAGAGCCUGCCGCUGCCGGGCCGGGUUCAGCCUGGGGAGCGACGGGACAUCCUGCAAGAGACCGAAGAACGAGCUGUUCCUGUUCUACGGAAAAGGCAGACCCGGCAUCAUCCGAGGACUGGACAUGAAUAUUAAGUCCAGCGACGAGCACAUGGUGCAGAUUGAGGACCUGGUCAGCCCGCGCGCGCUGGAUUUCCACGCAGAAACAAGCUACAUAUACUUCGCCGACACUACCAGCUUUCUGAUUGGUCGACAGAAAAUUGACGGGAGUGGCCGGGAAACUAUACUCAAAGCUGACCUCGAUAAUGUGGAAGGCCUCUCGGUGGACUGGAUCGGGAAUAACCUGUACUGGACCAAUGACGGAUAUAGGAAGACGAUCAGCGUGGCCCGGCUAGAGAGGCCGGCCCAGACCAGGAAAACGCUUCUGGAGGGGGGCAUGUCGCACCCCCGAGCCAUUGUGGUGGAUCCUCUGAACGGCUGGAUGUACUGGACGGACUGGGAGGAGGACGAGGUGAAUGACAGCAUCGGGAGGAUCGAGAAGGCCUGGAUGGAUGGGUCCAACCGCCAGACCUUCGUCACCUCCAACAUGCUUUGGCCCAACGGGCUCACCCUGGACCACGGGACCAGCACCAUGUACUGGUGCGAUGCCUACUACGAUCACAUCGAGAAGAUCUUCCUCAACGGCACCAGCAGAACGGUGGUCUAUAACGGCAAGGAACUGAACCACCCCUUUGGCAUUUCGCACUACCGUAACAACAUCUACUGGACAGAUUACAUGAACGCCUCCAUCUUCCAGCUGGACCUGUCAUCGGGCGACGUCACACUGCUGAGGAGGGAGAGGCCGCCUCUCUUUGGGCUGCGGGUCUACGACGCUCAGAGCCAGCAAGGGGAUAACGCGUGCCGUAUUAACUACGGGGGCUGCAGCACCCUCUGCUUGGCCGUCCCGUCCGGACGGGUGUGCGCGUGCGCCGAUAACCAGCGCCUCAGGAGCAACAACGUCUCCUGCUCAGUCAGCGCGACGGAGGCGGAGCCCCAGGGGUGCAAGGGCGGCGAGUUUCGGUGCCGGAACCAGCACUGCAUCCAGCUGGCCUGGAGGUGCGACGGCGACGAUGACUGCUUGGACGGGAGCGACGAAGACCCCCAGAUCUGCCAUAACCGCAGUUGCCCGGGUAACCAGUUCAAAUGCCAGAACAACCGCUGCAUUCCUAAGAGAUGGCUGUGUGAUGGUACCAACGACUGCGGGAACAACGAGGACGAGUCCAACUCCACCUGUUCAGCUCAGACCUGCCAGCCCGGCCAGUUCUCCUGCCAGAACGGCCGCUGCAUCCCCGAAGCCUGGCGCUGUGACCGGGAGGAUGACUGCAGAGACCAAUCAGAUGAAACCUCUUUUUGUUCAUUCCCCACCUGUGAACCACUCACCCAGUUCAGCUGCUCCAAUGGGAAAUGCAUCAGCAUGAAGUGGCACUGUGACACAGAUGAUGACUGUGGCGACGGCAGCGAUGAGGUGGACUGUGUGCACUCCUGCUCCCACGCCCAGUUCCAGUGCUCCAGCGGGAGGUGCAUCCCGGACCACUGGGCCUGUGACGGCGACGACGACUGCGGGGACUUCAGCGACGAGAACACCACCUGCGCCGGAGCAGCGCUGCUCCCGGCGGGCGACUGCAGCGGGGAGGAGUUCCAUUGCCGCGGCGACGGCACGUGCAUCCCGGAGCGUUGGCGAUGCGACGGCGAUACCGACUGCGAGGACGGCAGCGACGAGGCGGACUGCCGCGGCUCCCGCAGGGCCUGCGACCCCAAGGCCAAGUUCACCUGCGCCGCCUCAGGGAAGUGCAUCAGCAGGAACUGGGUGUGCGAUGGUGACAGUGACUGCGAGGACCAAUCAGACGAACGGGACUGCAAGGCGUCGGUCUGCAAGCCCCCGAAAUACCCCUGUGCCAAUGACACCUCCACCUGCCUGACGCCGGAGAGGAUCUGCAAUGGGAGGAGGGACUGUGCGGAUGGCUCCGACGAGGGACCUUACUGUGGCGAGUGUUCGGCGGAUAACGGCGGGUGCAGUCACCAGUGUGCGGUGGCUCCCGGGAGGGGCGUGGCCUGCUCCUGCCCGGCGGGGCUCCACCUACUGGCCGACGGCAGGAACUGCGGGGCGGUGGACUACUGUGGCGGGCACCUGAGGUGCAGCCAGGUGUGCGAGCAGCACAAAGCCACCGUCAAAUGCUCCUGCUACGAGGGCUGGAGCCUGGACCUGGACGGGGAGAGCUGCCACAGCAAUGAUCCAUUUGAGGCUUUUAUCAUAUUUUCCAUUCGCCACGAGAUCCGGAGGAUCGAUCUUCACAGACGAGACUACAGUCUUCUCGUCCCUGGCCUGAGGAACACCAUCGCCUUAGACUUCCACUUCAUGCAAAGCCAGCUCUAUUGGACCGAUGUCGUUGAAGAUAAGAUCUACAGAGGAAAGCUUUCUGAAACCGGAGGUGUGACGGGGAUUGAAGUGGUGGUGCAGCAUGGCUUGGCUACGCCGGAGGGGCUGGCUGUGGACUGGAUAGCGGGGAACCUUUACUGGAUCGACAGCAAUCUGGAUCAGAUCGAGGUGGCCAAGCUGAACGGAGACAUGCGCACCACCCUGAUCGCCGGGGGCAUGGAACACCCACGAGCCAUCGCCCUGGAUCCCGGAUAUGGAAUUGUGUUUUGGACAGACUGGGACGCCACCUUCCCGCGGAUCGAAGCCGCCUCCAUGAGCGGGAGCGGGAGACAUGUUGUCUUCAGGGACAUGGACGUGGGGGCGUGGCCUAACGGACUCACAUUGGAUCACCUGGAAAAGAGGAUUGUGUGGACAGAUGCUCGGUCUGACGCCAUUUACUCGGCCUUGUACGACGGGACCGGGGUGAUGGAGAUCCUGAAGGGACACGAGUACCUCUCUCACCCCUUCGCCGUCUCCCUGUUCGAGGGCAGCAUUUACUGGACCGACUGGAGGACCAACACCCUGGCCAAGGCCAACAAGUGGACCGGGCAGAACGUGACGGUGAUCCAGAAGACCAGCGCCCAGCCGUUCGACCUGCAGAUCUACCACCCCAGCAGACAGCCUCAGGCUGCAAACCCUUGUGAAGCAAACGAGGGGAGGGGCCCGUGCUCACACCUGUGUCUGAUUAACUACAACCGAACGGCAACCUGCUCCUGCCCUUACCUGAUGAAGCUGAGCCCCAACAACAGGUCCUGCUCCACGCUGAAGAGGUUCCUCCUGUACGCUCGGCGUUCGGAAAUUCGCGGGGUGGAUAUCGACAACCCGUACCUCAACAUCAUAACGGCCCUGACCGUCCCGGAUAUCGACAACGUGUCGGUGGUGGAUUACGACGCGCUGGAGGAGAGGAUUUACUGGACCGACGUGAAGACCCAAACCAUAAAGCGGGGCUUCAUAAACGGGACCGCCAUGGAAACGGUCGUCUCUGGAGAUAUACUGAAUGUCCGUGGGCUGGCCAUAGACUGGCUGUCCCGGAACAUGUACUGGCUGAGCUCGGAGAGUGAUGAGACCCAGAUAAGCGUGGCCCGGCUGGACGGGUCUCUGAAAACCUCCAUCAUUCACGGCAUCGAUAAGCCCAAGUGUCUGGUCCUACACCCAGUCAAGGGGAAAAUAUACUGGACUGACGGCAACACGAUAAACACAGCCAACAUGGACGGAAGCAACAGCAAGAUUCUGCAGCAGAACCAGAGAGACCCCGUAGGUCUGUCGAUAGACUAUGCGGAAAACAAGCUGUACUGGAUAAGCUCUGGAAAUGGGACGAUCAACAGAUGCAGCCUGGACGGCAGCAGCCUGGAGGCCAUAGAGACCAUGAGGAGGAGUCUGACCCGAGCCACGGCUCUGGCAGUUAUGGGAGGGAAGCUGUGGUGGGCGGACGAGACUUUGGCCCAGCUGGGAACGGUCACCAAGAGAGACGGACUGAACCCAGUGGUGCUGCGCAACAAGACCAGCGGGGUGGUGCACAUGAAGGUCUACGACAGGGAGGCCCAAAAAGGGCGGAACCUGUGCCAGCUGAGCAACGGAGGCUGUGCCCAGCUGUGUCUCCCGACGUCGGAGAAGAGCCGCACCUGCGCCUGCACCGUGGGGUACCACCUGCACAGUGACCGCGCGUCCUGCGAAGGAAUUGGGACUUUCGUGAUGUAUUCCAUCCACGAGGGAAUUCGAGGGCUCUCCCUGGAUCCGAACGAUCCCGCGGAAGCCCUGAUGCCGAUCACCGGAACGCUGUUCGCUGUGGGAGUGGACUUCCAUGCAGCGAACGAUACGAUCUACUGGACGGACAUGGGCUUAAACAGGAUCUCGCGCAUUAAGCGGGACCAGACCUGGAAGGAAGACGUCGUGACCAACGGGAUCGGCAGGGUGGAGGGCAUCGCGGUCGACUGGAUGGCCGGUAAUCUCUACUGGACGGACCACAGCUUUAACCUGAUCGAGGUUUCCCGGCUCGAUGGUCAGUACCGUUCCGUGGUGAUCUCCCAGGGCCUGGACCAGCCUCGGGCAGUGGCGGUGCAUCCUGUGAGGGGGUACAUGUUCUGGACAGAGUGGGGCAUGAGCCCGUGCAUCGGCAGGGCUCUCUUGGACGGCUCGGAUCAAGUCCUGCUCGUUAACUCCGGAAUCGUUUGGCCGAACGGGAUAUCCGUGGACUACGAGGAAAAUAAAUUAUACUGGUGCGACGCGCGAACAGACAAGAUCGAGAGGAUCAACCUGGAGAGCGGGGAGAGCCGCGAGAUUGUGCUGUCGGCGAGCAGCGUGGACCUGUUCUCCGUGGCCGUCUUCGGGGCUUACAUCUACUGGUCUGACAGGGCUCACGCUAACGGCUCAAUCAGGAGGGGGGUGAAGAGCAACGCCACAGAGGCCGUGACCCUGCGGAGCGGCCUGGGGGUCAACCUGAAAGACGUGAAGAUCUUCAACAGGGGGCGGGAGAAAGGCUCGAACCCGUGCGCCCGGAGCAACGGCGGCUGCGAGCAGCUGUGCUUCUACCAGGGCCGGGGGCGGAGGGCCUGCGGGUGCGCCCACGGCUUCCUGUCCCAGGACGGGCUCCGCUGCCUGAGGCACGAGGGCUACCUGCUCUACUCCGAGAGGACCAUCCUGAAGACAGUGCACCUCUCCGACGAGGCCGACCUCAACUCGCCCGUCAGGCCCUACGAGAACCCCGCCCAGUUCAAGAACGUCAUCGCCCUGGCCUUCCACCACCGGCAGGGCUCCGCGGGAACCAACCGCAUCUUCUUCAGCGACGUCCACUUCGGCAACAUCCAGAUGAUUAACGAUGACUGGACGGGCCACCGGGUCAUCGCUGAACACGUGGGUUCGGUCGAGGGUCUGGCGUACCACCGGGCCUGGGACACUCUGUACUGGACCAGCUCCACCGGCUCCACCAUCACCCGGCACACCAUCGACCAGGCCCGGCGCGGAGCCUUCACCCGGGAGGCCGUGGUCGCCAUGUCCGAGGAGGACCGCCCCCACGUCCUCGCCCUGGACGAGUGCCAGAACUUGAUGUUCUGGACCAACUGGAACGAACAGAAGCCCAGUAUCGUGAGGUCCACACUGGCAGGAAGCAACAUGCAGAUAAUCGUUAGCACUGAAAUCCUUACGCCCAACGGACUCACCAUUGACCACAAAGCAGAGAAGCUCUACUUUUCCGACGGGAGUUUGGGGAAGAUUGAAAGAUGUGAAUAUGACGGAUCUCAAAGACACGUCAUUGUGAAGUCCGAGCCGGGGAGCUUUUUCGGACUGGCUGUUUACGGCCACUUGGUCUUCUGGUCAGACUGGGUGAGGAGGGCUGUGUUACGUGCCAACAAGUACACAGGCGGCGACAUAAAAGUGCUCCGAGCAGACAUCCCACACCAGCCAAUGGGGAUAGUGGCUGUCGCCAACGACACCAAUAACUGUGAGUUGUCGCCUUGCAGAACAAUGAACGGGGGGUGCGGUGACCUUUGCCUUUUGACCCCAAACGGCACGGUGAACUGCAGCUGCCGGGGAGAGCGCGUGCUAUUGGACGAUAACCGAUGCGUGUCCGAAAACUCAUCUUGUAACAUCCACAGUCAGUUUGAAUGCGCGAACGGCGAAUGCAUCGACUACCAGUUAACGUGUGAUGGGAUAACGCACUGCAAAGACAAGUCGGACGAGAAGAUACAAUAUUGCGAUAACAGGGACUGCCGGAAGGGCUACCGGCGCUGCAGCAACCAGCGCUGUGUGGCUAACACGCGCUUCUGCGAUGGCGUGGAGGACUGCGGGGACCACUCGGACGAGGCCUACUGCAACAACGUGACCUGUGGGGGCACUGAGGCUCGUUGUAGGGACGGCGCCUGCAUCCCCGCCCCGGCGUGGUGCAAUCAGCUGGUCGACUGCGCGGACGCCUCCGACGAAGCCAACUGCAAUUACACGGACUGCUGGGACUACUACAGGCUGGGGGUGAAAGAGAGCGGCUUCCUCAGCUGUAACUCCACCUCGCUGUGCGUCCACCCCAGCUGGAUCUGCGACGGGGCCAACGACUGCGGGGACUACGCCGACGAGGCUGACUGCCAGGUGUCCCAGAGGCAGACGUGCAGGGACGGCCACUUCGCCUGCCCCGGGGGGAACUGCAUCUCCAGCGUGUGGCUGUGUGACGGGCAGAGGGACUGCGAAGACGGGGCGGACGAAUUUCAGUGUGAUUCGUCCUGCCUGUGGAACCAGUUCGCCUGCUCCAAAAACAAGUGCAUCGCCAAACAGUGGCUGUGCGACGGCGAGGACGACUGUGGGGACGGGCUGGACGAGAGCGAGGAGAUCUGCGGCUCAGUGACCUGUGCCGUGGGAUUGUUCAGCUGUCCCGGAUCGUACGCCUGCGUGCCCAGACGCUGGCUCUGUGACGGGGAGAGGGACUGCCCCGAUGGCAGCGAUGAGCUCUCUGCAGCCGGCUGUGCACCCAACAACACGUGCGAUGAGAACUCCUUCCAGUGUCAUAACAAGGCCUGCAUCCCCUCCCGCUUCCUGUGUGACCAUGACGACGACUGUGGGGACAGAUCUGACGAGCCCUCGGAAUGCGCAUACCGCUCCUGUGGGCCGGAUGAGUUCCCCUGCUCAGACGGGAGGUGCCUGCUCAGUGCACUCUGGGAAUGCGACGGGUACGCCGACUGUCCCGACCACUCCGACGAGCCCCCCCUCAAUCCCAAGUGCACGGCUGCAGAAAGCUCAUGCAACGGUUCCUUCUUCAUGUGUGCCAACGGGCGGUGCGUCUCCGCCGCCAGCGUCUGCGACAAGAACGACGACUGCGGAGACCGCUCCGACGAGCGGAACUGCAACGUGAACGAGUGCUCGAACCGUCGAGUGAGCGGCUGCACGCAGGACUGCCUGGACCUUCCGGUCGGAUACAAGUGCCAGUGCUGGCCUGGGUUCCACCUGAAGGAGGAUGGGAGAACCUGCGUGGACGUUGAUGAAUGCUCCUCCACCCUCCCCUGCAGCCAGCAAUGCGUCAACAUGUACGGAUCUUACAGGUGUCUCUGUGCAGAUGGCUACCAAGCGCCCGCAAACAACCCAAAUAGCUGCAAGUCUCUCUCAGCUGAGGAACCAUUUCUGAUUCUCGCUGACCAUCAUGAGAUUCGGAAAAUAAGUCUUGAUGGGACCAGUUACAUGCUCCUGAAGCAGGGUCUCAGCAGCGUAGUGGCCUUAGACUUUGACUACAGGAAGGAGUUCCUGUACUGGAUCGACUCGAGCAGACCCAGCGGACGCAGGAUUAACAGAAUGCGGCUCAACGGGAGCGACCUCAAGGUGGUGCAUCGCACGGCGGUGCCCAGCUCGCUGGCGGUGGACUGGAUCGGAAAGAACCUUUACUGGUGCGACAUGGAGAGGAAAACCCUGGAGGUGUCCAAGGUCAACGGCCUGUACCCCACCGUCCUCGUAGGAUCAGGGCUGAGGAACCCCACAAAUAUAGCGCUGGACACGCAAACUGCGUAUGUGUUUUGGAUAGACUGCUGUGAACACCCCCACAUCGGCAGGACCGGCAUGGACGGGAGCGACAGGGUUGUGUUGAUCGACACCGAAAUCCACAGCCCUGUUGCUUUAACCAUCGAUUACGUCAACAAGCGGGUGUACUGGGCCGACCAGAACCAAAUCUCCUUUGCCAACAUGGACGGCACGGGAAGGCACCAGGUGCCUACCCACAGCACGCACGGCGUGAUGGGCCUCACGCUCUUCGAAGACUACGUCUACUGGAUGGACGGGAGGUCCAAGUCCGUGGUCCGCGCGCACAAAACCUCCGGGCUGGACGCGGCGGAGCUGCUCAAGUCUUGGCAGGCCAUAACGGACAUGAAGGUUCACCACCCCUACCGCCAGCCCGACGUGCCCAAGCACCCGUGCCAGGUGGUGAACGGCGGGUGCAGCCACCUCUGCCUCCUUUCCCCCGGCGGGGGCUACAGGUGCGCCUGCCCCACAAACUUCUACCUGGCCCAGGACAGAAAGACCUGCCUUUCCAACUGCACCACCAGCCAGUUUCGGUGCGGGACGGACGAAUGCAUCCCCUUCUGGUGGAAGUGCGACACCGUGGACGACUGCGGCGACGGGUCCGACGAGCCGGCGGACUGCCCUGAGUUUAAGUGCCAGCCGGGGCGGUUCCAGUGCGGGACGGGCCUGUGUGCGCUCCCUCCUUUCAUAUGCGACGGAGAGAACGACUGCGGAGACAACUCGGACGAGGCCAACUGUGACACGUACAUGUGUCUCUCCGGCCAGUUCAAGUGCAGCAGCAGGCAGAAGUGCAUCCCCCUGAACCUGCGCUGCAACGGGCAGGACGACUGCGGCGACGGCGAGGACGAGGCCGACUGCCCGGAAAGCACGUGCUCUCCGGACCAGUUUCAGUGCAAGACCACCAUGCACUGCAUCUCCAAGCUGUGGGUCUGCGACGAAGAUCCGGACUGCGCAGACGGCUCGGACGAAGCCGACUGUCAUGAGAAGACCUGCGGACCGCACGAGUUCCACUGUAAAAACAACAACUGCAUCCCGGACCACUGGAGGUGUGAUGGACAGAGUGACUGUGGGGACAACUCGGACGAGGAGAACUGCAAGCCGGUAACCUGCACCUCCAAGGACUUCGUCUGCUCCGACGGGGAGUGCAUCUCCGCCCGGUUCCGCUGCGAUGGAGACUACGACUGCGCCGACAACUCGGACGAGAAGGACUGCGAGGCUCGCUGCUCAGACGACCAGUUCCAGUGCCUGAACCACCUGUGCAUCUCCCUCAAAUGGCUCUGCGACGGACAGGAAGACUGCAAGACGGGGGAGGACGAGACCAACUGCCACAGCAGCGUCGCCCCUUCCUGCUCCCUGAAUGAGUACGACUGCGCGGGCGGAGGCUGCGUGCUGGCGGGCCUCAGGUGUGACGGGCGGGUCGACUGCCAGGACGGGUCCGACGAGGUGGACUGUGUUAGGGAGUGUGGGGAGGACCAGUUCCUGUGUCGGAACCGCGCGCACUGCAUCCCGCUGCGCUGGCGCUGUGAUGAUGUUCAGGACUGCGUGGACCACAGCGACGAGGAGAACUGCAGCCACGGUGCAUACUCGUGCCGUGCGGACGAGUUCAUUUGCAACAACACCCUGUGUAAGCUGCUGGUCUGGGUGUGCGAUGGAGAGGACGACUGUGGAGACAACUCCGACGAAGACCCCGAGAUGUGCGGAAAGUUGGCGUGUCCUGCCACGAGACCGCACAGGUGCCGGAACAACCGGGUGUGCCUGCGUACCGAGCAGGUGUGCAACGGUGUGGACAACUGCGGCGACGGCUCAGACGAAGAGGACUGCGUGGGCGUGUCCAGGAGACCCAGGCCUUGUGGGAAGGCAGAGUUCACCUGCAGUGACCAGCGCUGCAUCCCCAGCCAGCUGCAGUGCGAUCUCUUUGAUGACUGCGGGGACGGGGGCUCCGACGAGCAGGACUGCAAGUCCUUCCUCACUGAAGAUGUGUGCAGAGGAAAGAUAAACCCGUGUGGAGAAGACGCGGUGUGCAACCACACGAGGACGGGUUCCGUCUGUCAGUGCAAACCGGGCUUUCAGAGAAACCAGACAAACGGACAGUGCACAGAAGUAAAUGAAUGUCUGCAGUUUGGAAUGUGUUCUCACUACUGCACUAAUACUAAGGGAUCUUUUAAGUGCACAUGUGAGAAGAAUUUUAAACAAAUCAAUGGCAGUUGUGUAGCAAAAGGACCGGAAGAUGAAGUGAUCUGCAUAGCUAAUGACACUGAAAUCCGAGGUCUUGUGUAUCCAUUUAACCAGAACCACGGACACACACAACUAGCUCGCAUCGAGGACAAUGCCCGAAUCGUUGGAAUGGACGCUAUGUUUCAUGAAAACAAGUUUAUCUGGGCUACCCAGUUUAAUCCCGGUGGAAUUUUUUACAAAGACAUCCUAGACAGAAGUCAGUCUAAAACUAAUAGUGGAAUCAUCUGUCCAGACUUUCGGCGGCCGCGGGACGUGUCGGCCGACUGGGUGACGGGGAACGUGUACUGGACGGAUCACUCGCGGAUGCACUGGUUCAGCUAUUACACGGCCCACUGGACCCGGCUGCGCUACUCAAUUAACGUGGGGCGCCUGGGGGGCACCAGCUGCACUCGCCUGCUGACGGACAUCGCGGGGGAGCCUUACGCCAUCGCCGUCAACCCGCUGCGCGGGAUGAUGUACUGGACAGUGAUUGGUGAUCACUCACACAUUGAGGAGGCGGCCAUGGAUGGCUCUAUGCGGCGGAUCCUGCUGGAGAAGAACCUUCGGAGGCCCACAGGGCUGGCAAUCGAUUAUUUCAGCCAACGCCUGUACUGGGUGGACGUAGAACUCUCUUCAGUAGGAAGUGUGCGUUUCGACGGGUCUGACUCUCAGUUGACCGUCAGCAGCAGACAUGGGAUAUCCCAGCCUUAUCGGAUAGACGUGUUCCAGGACUACAUCUACGGCGUGGGGCUGAAGAAUGACCUUUUCCGGGUCCAUAAGUACGGUAAAGGCCCCGUGGAGAGGCUGGCCUUGGGCGUGGAGAAGGUCUCCAGCGUCCUGGUCAUCCAUCCGCUCAAACAGCAAGCAGUGACGGACCCGUGCGCGAAGAUGCGCUGCGACUUCCUGUGCCUGCUGAACCCCGGCGGCGCCCGCUGCUCGUGCCCGGAGGGGAAGGCCCUGCGGAACGGGUCCUGCAGCGACUCCAGCGCCUCAGACGAGCACUGCCGGCCAGCCUGCGAGAACGGGGGGCGGUGCGUGCCCAACGAGAGGGGCGACUGGAGGUGCUACUGCUGGCCCAAUUUCUCGGGCCAGCACUGCGAGGUCAGCCACUGCAAGGACUACUGCCUGAACGGGGGCACCUGCUCCAGCUCUCCCCUCGGGCGGCCCACGUGCCGCUGUGCUGUGGGGUUCAGCGGUCCGUACUGUGAGAAGCGUCUGUGUGACGGUUACUGUCUAAACGGGGGCACCUGUGACGUCAGCCCGGGGAACCAGCCGGUGUGUCGCUGCAUGGCCGAGUACACCGGAGACCGCUGCCUGCACCAUAUCUGCCAUCACUACUGUGUGAACUCGCAGGCGUGCACGCUCUCCAGCAGCGGGCACGUGGAGUGCGUGUGCCCUGCGCGGUACGAGGGCUCAAAGUGCGAGGUGGACCGCUGCCUCAGGUGCCACGGGGCGCCCUGCAUCGUCGACCAGGAGACCGGCAACGUCAGCUGCAACUGCACUAAUGGCAGGAUCGCUUCCAGCUGUCAGCUGUGUGAUGGCUACUGCUACAAUGGUGGCACUUGCCACCUUGACUCCGAGACCAACCUGCCUUUCUGCCACUGCACUGCCGGGUUCAAAAGCCAGCGCUGUGACGAGCGGGCGAACCCCUGCAGUUACUACUGCCAGAACGAGGGGAUUUGCACGCUGACCGCCUUUAACAAACCCCGCUGCAAGUGUUCCGCCAACUGGUCGGGUACGCAGUGCGAGAGGCCGGCCCCCAAGAGCAGCCGGUCCGACGGCGGCAGCGGGAGCAGCAUAGCCAUCAUCGUCCCUCUGGUCCUGCUGCUGAUAUUAAUAACCACGGUGGUGGCGGGCGUGUUCAUCUGCAGAAGGAGGCAAAGGGGCAAGAGGGUGGAGCGGCAGCCCAUGACCAACGGAGGGAUAAACGUGGAGAUCGGGAACCCCUCCUACAGCAUGUACGAGCUGGAGCACGACAUCCACACCCACGCCGGCAGUCUCCUGCACCCGCACUUCAGACUGGACCCACACAAGGGCUGGUGUGUUCAGUCCAGCGAUGCCCGAUGCCAACAGACACACCCCACUCCAAAGGAGAUUAUUCCAGGAAAGCCCCUGAAGUACUCUAACCCGGUGUACCGGAAGACGUACCAGGACGGGCAGAACUGCGGGAAGCCGGCGGUGAACAUCGCGGAGCGGAGAGAGCUUCUCCCAAAGAGCGCGGAGUCCGCGAUUCAGGAAACGGCGGCGUAGCCUGAUUUUCACACGCCUCCUCCUUUUUUUUACCAGCUGUAUAAAUGUACAAAAGAGGAAAAAAAAACAGACUUUUCUAUGUCCUAUAUCAGGUUCUGAUGGUAUCUUUCUUUCGUUCGUUUGGUAUCGAUAUUACCUCUGUUUCAUUCACGCGCUGAGAAUUAUUCACGUUAAAACGCUGCUGAUACACGGAUGACCUUAUGCACCAUUUAUCGAUGACUUGGGCUCAAACGAGAAGUCGUUUUUGUUUUCUUGUAAUGUAGUUUUUCCAUUUUACAGUAACUAAACAGAUGUUUUUUUUUUUGUUUGUUUUUUGUUUUUCUAUUGCUGAGAUUAAAUGAACUGUCAGAUUUGUCUGUUUUUACCGUUUUUGACUGUGUUCUGCCAAUGCGUAACAUACGCGAUAAUUGUCCGUACUCAUUCUUUUCCGUUUUCUUUUUAGUCACGGUUAUCCUUAUUUUAAUGUCUUUACUGUUAGGCUCUGUUAUCAGUUUGCCUUUUUUUCCUUAAAAUUUUUCAGAAUACAGUUUUUUCAGAAAAAGUACUCAAACAGAUGUGUGCCAUCUUUAUUGCACCAACCUGUGCCAAUAUAUUAUUCAUAAUUGCUUAUUCACUUUCAUUUUAAUAGAAAUUUUACACCUGUUUUUCUCUAAUUGGCGAUUAUUUUUAGCCAAGUAAUGUAUAUUCCAUACAUUCAAGUGUUGAAGUAAUUGAGAAAAGAAACGUUCCAUGUUCUACAGGUAAUACACAAAUUAUGUCUCAAAUACCAUGUCAGCUGACGUGCACACGUGGAGAGUUUAUUCCAGCUGAACGUGCACUCACUGAUUUAUUUUACAUUUUGGCAGACAUUCACAUCCACGUUUGGAGACACAUAGAUAUAAAAAAGCAUUGCACUUUUAUAUCUCAUGUUAAGUUUAGCUGCUUGUAUUUUGAAUAAAUGUAGUUUUAUACAAAAUGUGUGAAAUAAAAUGUUAUUACUGGCUCU
Anguilla anguilla (European eel) is the source of this 15317-nucleotide messenger RNA. RefSeq names its product low-density lipoprotein receptor-related protein 1B-like. Gene Ontology annotation, molecular function: protein binding; calcium ion binding. The transcript is spliced from 92 exons. The record is from RefSeq and is a predicted model, not a curated record. Lineage: Eukaryota; Metazoa; Chordata; Actinopteri; Anguilliformes; Anguillidae. Bases 428 to 14332 code for a protein of 4634 amino acids.